AUGCCUACGGGCGAGGCGAUCGGUCCUUCUGGAGUGUUGCUACACACACCCGGGUUGGUGUUCCCCUUCGUGACGUUCUCCAAGAACCUGGCGGCGCUGCCGGGCAUAUCGCCACGGUGCCGCGAAGUGAUCAUUAUCUUGGUCAGCACGUUGAUGGAGACUCCGGUGGAGGUACACUUGCACAAGAUCCAGGCGUCAACCUUGGGGUUCACGCCAGAUGAACUGAACACGAUCGAGAGGGCCGAGUGCCCCGCGAGCCUCAAAGAAGAUGAGAAGGUCUGCUUCGAGGUAGCCAAGGAGAUGACGCUUAAAAUCGGCACGCUUAAGCUGGAGCUCUGGGACAAGGCCGUCGAGGUCCUCAGCAAGCCGGGCGCUGCCGCUUUGGUUCAAAACAUCGCCUUCUACAAGUACGUCUCGACCUUCAUGAACGGCUUCGCCGGUGAACUGCCCCCUAAGACGCUGCAAGGUUGGAAUCGAUAG
Exophiala bonariae is the source of this 480-nucleotide messenger RNA. RefSeq lists its product as uncharacterized. The transcript has a single exon. NCBI's taxonomy places the organism in Eukaryota, Fungi, Ascomycota, Eurotiomycetes, Chaetothyriales, Herpotrichiellaceae. The record is from RefSeq and is a predicted model, not a curated record. Bases 1 to 480 code for a protein of 159 amino acids.